ACUCCCUAGAGCUCCAUGACUCUCUAGCUCACCCCAAAGACUCAACCUUUCUUCACCUUCUGACCCUCAACCCUUUGCUGCUCUCUGCUUUGUGUUUAAGAUGCCAAGGCCAGGUCCAAGGCCCUAUGAGUGCGUCAGGCGAGCUUGGCACAGCGAUAGGCACCAACCCAUGAGAGGCUCCAUCAUUCAGCAGAUGUUCAGGGCUGUCAAUGAGGUUCACAGCGCCAAAACCAAGAACAACAAGGAGUGGCAGGAGAAGCUGCCCAUGGUGGUUUUUAAAGCAGAGGAAAUCAUGUACUCCAAAGCCAAUUCAGAGGCUGAGUACAUCAAUUCCGAUACACUGUGGGAUAGAGCAAAUGAUGCCAUUAACACUAUUAUUCGAAGAGAGGAGGGCAACGAAACCGGGGACCUUUUGCCGCCGUGUGUUGAAGCUGCGCUUAAUUUGGGCUGUGUUGCUGUAAGAGCUUCAAGAAGCCAACGACACAGUAAUCCAAGGAGUUACCUCAUGCCGAGACCACAAGAACCACCUUCUCCACCCACUAGGGUUUUGGAUAGACCAUCUGAUGAAAGACGUCCUCCGUUUUCUCCUCCACAUCACCCGGGAAAUCAAUCGAACUUUGCAAGACCCUCAACUGUGAAUUCUGCACAUUUGGUCCCAGAAUCCCUUAGUCAUGCCAACCAGAGUAGUAACCUGAGUAGCCCUCGGCAUUACCCAUUUUCAGUUGAGAAUGUUCCUGGUGGCCAUAACCAGAUAACCACAAUAUCAACCAACAACCAAUUGAACUUAGGUUCAGUAUAUCCAUUGUAUCAUGGAUUUAGCUAUCCAACUGAAGCACCACAGUUACAGGUCCCAGAGAAUGUACAUUCUAGAACUAUAUAUGUUGGUACACCAGUUACAUCAAUUCAGGAGCCUACCAAGAAGCACAUUUUCACCUCUCAGAGGGCUGAAAAUGUGUCGCACAGAAUUCCCCAAGUAGAUGUCAUGGACAUCCAGGAGAAGCCACGAGAUGAAGGAUAUGAUUUAUCUUUGAGAUUGGGUCCUGUCUCACAUUUAUGUACUGAUAGAAGCUUGGCCAGUCAAAUGGAAGAUAUUGGUUCGAGUAAUUCUCAAGAGGGUGGAAAGCUCCACAAUUAUUCACCAUCUAUAAGUAAGGAGUUCUGUUUCUUUCCUACUAAGACUGCUUAUGAUCCCUCCGAAUCUACUUCAAACAUGUGGAAUUCAGAGGGUGAAGAUCGGAGUUUGGAGGCAACUUUAAGGAAGCGCAAAGCAACUUUUAGAAACAAUGAAGAGGAUGGGCAAUUUUUCAGCCAGCCACCUGGCCAGCCCAACCGGUUUCCUGGUCGAUUUACAGGGCCAGGUUUGUAG
Fragaria vesca subsp. vesca is the source of this 1366-nucleotide messenger RNA. RefSeq lists its product as uncharacterized. Bases 101 to 1366 code for a protein of 421 amino acids. Lineage: Eukaryota; Viridiplantae; Streptophyta; Magnoliopsida; Rosales; Rosaceae. The transcript has 4 exons. The record is from RefSeq and is a predicted model, not a curated record. Gene Ontology annotation, molecular function: transcription coregulator activity. Gene Ontology annotation, biological process: regulation of DNA-templated transcription.